This is a messenger RNA of Fragaria vesca subsp. vesca, 1638 nucleotides long. Its product is annotated as serine/threonine-protein kinase SRK2E-like. The record is from RefSeq and is a predicted model, not a curated record. Bases 377 to 1468 code for a protein of 363 amino acids. Lineage: Eukaryota; Viridiplantae; Streptophyta; Magnoliopsida; Rosales; Rosaceae. Gene Ontology annotation, biological process: protein phosphorylation; intracellular signal transduction. Gene Ontology annotation, cellular component: nucleus. Gene Ontology annotation, molecular function: ATP binding; protein serine/threonine kinase activity. The transcript has 9 exons.
AGAGCACAAAUACUCGGAAAGAGAAAGAGAAUGGUUGGGUUCACGAGCUUUAGCCUAAGCCCUCUGCAACUAGUCAUCCCCUGGAAAAAAAAAACCCAGAAUUGUUUAAACCAAAAAAUCGAAAAAAUCUUGCAUCUUUGAUCAUAGGAGCCACCAUUUCUGAGGUGGGUGAGAGCUUCACGGGGUCGAACCCAUCUCAGUCUCUUUCUCCUACCACCCACCCAAAACCCUUUUCAAUCAAUCCAGUGGUCCGCUUCCCUCCACGUCACCACCGGCCUCGAUCAUCAGCAGCGCUGUCUAUAAUGUAACAGAGGAAGAAAGCUCGGAGCUUGGGAUUUGUGUGAAGUUGGGAUCUUUGUGUGUAUAUAUAGAGGAGAUGGAUCGGUCUAUGCUGACAGUUGGGCCGGGUAUGGAUAUGCCGAUCAUGCACGAUAGUGAUCGGUACGAGCUGGUUAAGGAUAUCGGGUCGGGUAAUUUUGGGGUGGCCAGGCUCAUGAGGGACAAGCAGACUGAGGAGCUUGUUGCUGUUAAGUACAUAGAGAGAGGUGAGAAGAUAGAUGAAAAUGUACAAAGGGAAAUUAUAAACCACAGGUCAUUGAGGCAUCCUAACAUUGUCCGAUUUAAAGAGGUAAUAUUGACACCGACUCAUCUGGCUAUUGUGAUGGAAUAUGCAUCUGGAGGAGAGCUCUUUGAGCGGAUAUGCAAUGCAGGGAGGUUCAGUGAGGAUGAGGCACGUUUCUUCUUUCAGCAACUUAUAUCAGGAGUCAGUUACUGUCACGCAAUGCAAGUGUGCCAUCGGGACUUGAAGUUGGAGAACACAUUGUUAGAUGGAAGUCCUGCUCCUCGUUUAAAAAUAUGCGACUUUGGCUAUUCAAAGUCUUCUGUGCUACACUCGCAACCAAAAUCAACUGUUGGUACCCCUGCAUAUAUUGCUCCCGAGGUGUUACUUAAGAAAGAAUAUGAUGGCAAGAUUGCAGAUGUCUGGUCUUGUGGGGUGACCUUAUAUGUCAUGUUGGUGGGUGCAUACCCAUUUGAGGAUCCAGGGGAGCCUAAGAACUUCCGCAAGACAAUACAUCGUAUAACGAGUGUCCAGUACUCAAUUCCCGACUAUGUUCAUAUAUCUCCAGAGUGCCGUCAUCUGAUCUCAAGAAUUUUUGUGGCUGAACCGGAGAAGAGGAUAACAAUUCCUGAAAUAAGGAACCACGAAUGGUUUCUAAGGAACCUUCCAGCAGAUCUCAUGGUUGAAAACACCAUGAACAGCCAGUUUGAAGAGCCCGAUCAACCCAUGCAAAGCAUAGAUGAGAUCAUGCAAAUUAUUGCGGAAGCUACAAUACCGGCUGCAGGGACUAACAAUCUCAACCAGUAUCUUGCUGGCAGCCUGGACAUCGACAACAUGGAGGAGGAUCUUGAUACUGAUCCUGACGACCUUGACAUCGACAGUAGCGGGGAAAUAGUGUAUGCAAUUUGAUAUUAUUUUCAGUCACAAGGCUGCAGAUAUAGGAUUGGACUAAGGGGCUUUUAACCUUCCGUGGCCGUGGAGGGUUGUCUGGUGAAGUAUUUCUCUCAGUUUUUAGAGUCCGUCCUCCUGGCUUUUCUGUUUUCUCAUCUUUUUUCAGUGACAUACUUCUGUUCAUCUGU